Molecule: messenger RNA, 764 nt
Organism: Aegilops tauschii subsp. strangulata
Lineage: Eukaryota; Viridiplantae; Streptophyta; Magnoliopsida; Poales; Poaceae
Source: RefSeq, a predicted model, not a curated record
AAUUGAUGCAGCCUCCGGAUCUGCUUUGUUUCGCCCACCCUAUAAAACCACACAAUAUGUAUCUCCAGUUCUCCACACAACACACACGCGCACACAAACAAAGCACAGCAGGUGCAACACUGGCUGCAAUCACAAGAAGCAAGCAGCAAUGGCGGGGCAUCGCUUUCUCGCCGUGCUCCUCAUCGGGGUAGUAGCAGCCUCCACUUUCCACCAAGCACCCGCUGCUGGCCGAGGCCUUGCUGCCGUCAAGAAGUUUGCAGAGUCGGAGCCAAAGCUAGAACCCAAACCAGAGCCAAUGCCGAAACCUAUGCCACACUCAGAGCCGGAGCCCUGCAAACCUGAACCGAUGCCCAAACCCAAACCAAAGCCUAGAUCCAAGCCUGAGCCCAAACCCAAGCCCAUGCCGAUGCCAAAACCGAAACCAAAGCACAAGCCCGAGCCCUGCUCCAAACCAAAGCCAGGGCCUAAGCCCGAGCCGAUGCCGAAACCCGAACCAAAGCCGGAGUCCAAGCCUAAAUCUGAACCGAAAUCGAAGCCGCCUCCGAAGUGCAAACCACCGACAUCUCACAGUUGAUGGGAUACUGAUAUAUGACAGUUGAUGGAGGAGACCCCUUAUUGAGCCACACUGUGCUAUUUCUAGAAUAAGUGGUGUAGUAUUCCUUGUAUUCAUUUUAUUUCUAUAGUUCCAUGCACGUGUGAUGAGUAUUAAUUAGUACUUUGUAAUUCUUAUUUGCUUGGUAUAUGUUCAUCUACUUUUUAUGUGA